Messenger RNA from Neoarius graeffei (lesser salmon catfish), 2412 nucleotides. RefSeq names its product leucine-rich repeat protein soc-2 homolog. Bases 30 to 806 code for a protein of 258 amino acids. Lineage: Eukaryota; Metazoa; Chordata; Actinopteri; Siluriformes; Ariidae. Gene Ontology annotation, molecular function: protein binding. The transcript is spliced from 4 exons. The record is from RefSeq and is a predicted model, not a curated record.
CCUCUUGGUGGUUUGGUUUCUGAAGCCAAAUGAAUAUAAAUGAUAUACUGGAUGAAUGUAAAACCAAGAAAUGGGAGUCGUUAAAUCUCAGUCACCGCGGUUUAGUUGUCCUGCCAGCACGCAUUUCAGAGCUGAUCACUUUAAAGAAAUUAUUCCUGAACGACAACCAUCUUAUUUUACCCCCUGAAGAGAUUGUGCAGCUUGAUCAGCUUGAAGAACUCAUCCUGGAUCAAAACCAGCUGACUGUGCUUCCUAAUAACAUCAGCUUCCUGAAACACCUGACAUACUUGGGAGUAAACCACAACCCUCUGUCUGUUCUCCCUGAGGCAUUGGGAGAACUCGGAGAACUCAGAGAGCUCUGGGCCAUAAACUGUGGACUCAUUUCAGUCCCACCAUCUAUUGGCAAACUUGGCAAGUUGCAAAAACUUGGUUUGAGUAGCAAUUCCAUCACAGCUUUGCCACCACAAUUUGGGAGCCUUAAAAGUCUGCAGUGGUUGAACUUGGCUGAUAAUAAUAUAGAGGCUGUACCAGAGGAUUUGAAAAACUUACAGUCACUCGUCUUCAUCAACUUGAAUAAGAACAGCUUUAAAAAGAUUCCAAAGACACUCACAGAAAUGCCAAGUCUUCAAGUCCUUCUUAUUAACUUCAACAGUAUUACUUCACUGGAGGAUGAUUUAGUCCUAGGUUUCAGCAGACUAAUAAAACUUGACCUGAGGCAAAACCCAUUAACGCUCAGACCACAUCACUGGAAGGGUCUGGAUUUUAUAUUGCUAGGCAGCACAGAAACUGCAAUGGAUGAUGUAUGAUAAAUACGACACAAUAACACAUGUACACGAUAAAUCUGAAUGAUCCAUUGCUUGGUUUUCUCAUGACUGGUUAUAACAGAAGGAACUUCAGUAAGAUAUGUUAUAAACACGUAACGGAGUAUAAAAGAGUCAUUUUAUUGGAGUUAAAUAAAUCUAUCUUGAAUUGGUCUGGCAGGCCUAAAUCUUGAACGAUAAAUAUACAGUGGAUAUAAAAAGUGUACAGAUCCUGUUAAAAUGAUCGGUUUUUCUGAUGUUAAAAAAAACGAGACCACGAUAAAUAAUUUCAAAACUUUUCCAACCUUUAAUGUGACCUAUAACCUGUAUAAUUCAAUUGAAAAACAAACAAAUCUGUUAUGGGGAAAAACAUGUGAAAAACAUGUUUUGGGGAAACGUGUCAUGAUGAUGUUAUGGGGAAAAACAUGUCAUGAUUCUGUAGUUUUUUUUUUAAUGCAGUUUCCUUCUAUUUACUAAAAACACUAGAUAUUGCCAACAUCCUGUCUGCAAUGUGUGGAUAUCGCCAAGGUAGUAUUAAAAGCUCAAGGUGUUGAAACUGAAAGGGUCACAUCAUGUAAGUACCUGGGUAUUAUUACUGAUGAGACCCUGACAUUCAAGUUACACAUCGAUAAACUUGUAUUAAAACUGAAACUUAAAUUGGGUUUCCUUUUUAGAAAUAAAUCCUGCUUUUCACUCCAGCCUAGGAGACAUCAAUUAACAGUGCGUUUUUUGCCCUUAUUGGACUAUGGGGAGUGGUACGGUGGUGCAAGUGGUUAGCACUGUUGCCUCACACCAAGAAGGUUCUGGGUUUGAGCCCAGUGGCUGAUGGGGGAGUGUGGCGUUUGCUUGUUCUCCCCAUGUCUGUGUGGGUUUCCUCUGGGUGCACCGAUUUCUCCCACAGUCCAAAGACAUGCAGGUUAGGCUAAUUGGUGGCUCUAAAUUGUCCGUAGGUAUGAGUGUGAAUGGUUGAGAGGAGAAAACCUCUAUAAUAAUCCAGUAGAAGGCAACAGGAAGCCACUGUAAAUACUGUAAUGUUCCCUAGAGACUUUGAUAGCUGAAGCCGUCAGAGCAGCCAUGUCACUGUAGUGAUGUGCCAGAAUGGAUGGACUAUGGGGGUCUACUCUUUACAAGUGCACCUGACCAGUACUUAAAGAAGUUGGACACUAUCACUGUGCCUUACAUUUUAUCAUUGGCUGUGGCAAUCUUGUGCAUCAUUGUACUCUGUAUAAUAUAGCAAAUUGCCCAUCUUUGUCUGUUCGCAGACUUUCACACUGGUUGAUGUUUGUGUAUAAAUCUGUUCUUGGGCUAUUUCCUCCUUAUCUUUCUUUAUGUAUUUGCAUCUGAAACAAAAUCGACAUGGCCUGCGCUCAAAUAACAUAGUACAGAUGUUAGUCCCUGGAGUAAGAACAAACUUAAGCAAAAAAGGCUUUUAAAUAUGCUGCUCCAUCGUCCUGGAAUAAUUUACAAAGGGACUUGAAACCGCCAAAGCUGAUAACCCUGGGUGAAUUUAAAUUCAUUCUAAAAGAUAGAGAAAAUGCAUACCUCUCUUCUACAAUGCACUUGCUUUUAAAAUUAUAUUUAUGUUUUUAAUUGAAUUCUUAACCUUGAGUUU